Molecule: messenger RNA, 690 nt
Organism: Moneuplotes crassus
Lineage: Eukaryota; Ciliophora; Spirotrichea; Euplotida; Euplotidae
Source: the annotation of a GenBank genome assembly
UAAAAUUCAUUUCUAAUGGUUUAUAGGGAAUUAGAAUCAGCAAGGCUUGAUGUGGUUGAGAAAGUCUCAAAAUAUGGCUUUAAUCUUCUGAAAAAUAUUUCAAAUUCUGGAUCCACAGUGCUUAAUGUACCCAGAACUAAGCAGAUCAUAAUAUUGGUCAUACCGAAUGGCUACAGCCAUGGUUUAGUAGAUUUCACUGUUGCUACAAAAGUAAGCCCUCAUGCGUGAUCAUAACUAUUUAGCCUCUAGAGUCUUCAUCCUCAAUCACAAAAAUAAUUCUGAUUUCAGUGGGAACUACUGUUUUGUGCUGAUGAAUCUGAAUCUGCAUCGGUAAUCCAAGAAUAAUAUUUGUAGUGUACAAGAUUUGUAAAGCAGAGCUUGAUGACAAGACUAGUUCAAAAAUUGCUCCAAAGUCCCAACCAAGGAACCCGAUCAAGUCAAUUCUGGAUGUAUCAAACGAAAUUAUAAACCACGACUCUAUCUCUUUACCUGAUCUUGGAGGAGGCCUGGGGAGGCAAGCAGAAUUCUUGAACAAUGGAGCGAUAAUUUCAAAGAUAAACCAAUGGAAGAAGCGCCGUCAUAAUCAUGCAUCAACUGUACCAUCUGGCAAGAGUAGGAACCCUCGUCGAGUUAUUUACCAAAUUUAGGAUUUAAUAUCCUUGAGUUUGUAUACAGCUGACUAAAAUAAUU